GUAAAUGAAUAUAAACAAAAUUUAACUAUUUAUUGAUUACUUUUAGCAAAAAAGAACAAUAUUAAAAAUGAGUUUUACAAAAACCUAGGUAAUUAAUGUCACUGGAUGUUUAUUUAUUUUUUUAAUGCUGCUGGAAAUUUCCUUUACACAAAAUCAAAAAUCUUGACAAUUGGGUGUCGCUGGCCAUAUUUCUAAAUGCAAAUUUCAUGGCAGACUAUUUUUCGCAGUCGCAAAACCAGUUAGAUUCUGAAAAAGAUCCGAAUUCAGGUCUCUGUUGUUGCGAAUAUAUAGAUCAUCAAAAUAAACGUUAUCACAUUCUUGCCUGCUGCUGCAAUUGUGAAGACUUUGACAAAGUAUUUACUGAUUGGAUAACCUGUCGACGCAUCGACCAAACUCGUCAACGCAAUAUGUUGUUAUCUUUUCAGGACCGCCUACGUAUACCAUGGCAUGGUGGGGCAAAACAAGUUACAUUUGAUACCCUUGCCCCCGUAUUUAUUAUACCGCUACUAAUAAGUAUAGCGGCGAUAAAUGCAUAUACGUGCAUUGUAAUCUUUUUAGCAUGUUCUGUGAUCAUGUGUUACGCGUAUAAUUAUAUUCACCGUAAUGCAGGACAUACUAGCUUCUUCAGUAUUUGGGUUCUUUCAUCUUUAAUUUAUUUAUUACUGCUAUUCCAGUUUACUGUACCACUAUUGGAAGUACUACCCGAGGAAAAUCUGGUUUUAGUGCUUCUUUCUAUAAUAUCUGUGAUUUGUUUUUGGCAAACUCGUAAACGAGCCGUUUUAAAUAGAGUCAUUCAACCUCUCACUGGGGGCAGCGAGCUGCCAGAUAUUGCAGAAACAAGCGUUAAUGAGGAGAAUGAAACAGAGCAAACAACAUUAUUGAUUGAGCAAGAUUUGGAUGAGGUACAAUCAUUGGAUGAUAUCAGCAGUAAUCAGCCAAAUCUCUGCGCAACUUGUCGCAAGUGUGUGCCGGCAAGAACUGCACAUUGUCCUGUUUGCAGAGCUUGUAUUAAACGGCUUGAUCACCACAGUUACUGGCUAAAUUGCUGUAUAGGCGAAAGUAAUCAUCGCUACUAUAUUGUAGGAAUGAUUUUUGGAGCUUUAGCUUUGAUAGUGGGUGCUGAUUUGACACUAACGGCGGUGUGCCAUCCAUUUUUAGCUGCUAACAUUGCAGGCGUGCAAAUUUUGCUACCAGACGAUUGCACUGAAAUUUUCGAGAUGUAUGAAUUGUCCGUAGCUUUUGUUAUUGCUAUUUACGCUUUAAUUAUAUCACAAUAUAUAUUGGUGAUGCUUGUGCAACAGGGGUACAUGAUCUCACGUGGAAUAACACUACAGGAAUGGAAAAGCGGAUUACGGGGAAACAACAAAACGGUGAAAUACAACUGCAAAAGUUUUGUUCUCUAAAAGGUAAAAUGUGUAAAGUCCACCAAAUAAAAAUUUGGCAUCAGCACAAAUUCUACUAACGAACUCAGCUAGUGUCUCGUGUACUAAAUGAACCAAAGAGAAUUAUGCUUCAUAUGAAUUGCAUUAAAAAUAAUAAUUAUUCCUUGUAUGAUAUACUAUAUUCUUUGCGUAUACUACGGUCAGUUUAACAUUAAUUCGUCAUCCUACUUAGGGACUGCAACUACUUACAACAACAACUAUUCUUUCAAGUGUGACAUUAAUUUUGUGCUCUCUAAAAAAGCUUUCAAGUAAUUCGAGUUGUGUAUAUCAAACAGAUUAACUAACUUAUUAGAUUGUGGUAAUAAGUGAUAUGAAAUAAAAUUCAACUCUGUAAAAA
Molecule: messenger RNA, 1779 nt
Organism: Bactrocera tryoni
Lineage: Eukaryota; Metazoa; Arthropoda; Insecta; Diptera; Tephritidae
Gene: GABPI
Product: palmitoyltransferase ZDHHC23-B
Exons: 3
Coding region: 207-1403 (398 amino acids)
Biological process (GO): peptidyl-L-cysteine S-palmitoylation; protein targeting to membrane
Cellular component (GO): endoplasmic reticulum; Golgi apparatus
Molecular function (GO): protein-cysteine S-palmitoyltransferase activity
Source: RefSeq, a predicted model, not a curated record